UCGUAAACCUUAAACAGAAAGAAUCUGGUGUAGAAAUGAGAUUAUUAAAUAUGACAAAUAAACUGUGGGUUUAAGGAGAUCGAACGUUCAUUUUAAACAGUUUAAAGGUGCGCUGUUUCUGUGUUUCGACCACUGGAUGGAGCCCGAAUUGGGGGCGUGUCUUUACUACACUGCUGGCACCAUGACAGUGUUUGAAAACUGUACUGUGGUGUUAGAUGUCAAAAAUGUGCCAUUUAAGGAAAAGAAUAAAUUGAGACUAGCUCUUCUGCAGAAUGGAGCAAACAUCUCAUAUGUCAUCAGCAAAGAGUGCUCUUUUGUAGUCACUAGCAGUGUGAAUGACCUGAGCAGUAACCGGCAGCGCAGCAUCCAGAAGCUCCAGGUCCCAGUGGUCGGGACGCAGUAUGUGUGGAGCUGUCUGGACCAAGGGCAUCUCAUGCCUUUGACCGAGCAUAAUUUGGCCCCACAGCUGCUGUAUCCCGGCUCUGAAUUCCUUCCCCGUUCAGAGGUAAAAGUGUCGACACACAAACUAGAAAAAGAGAAGUUCAAAGGUCACACUGAGUUUCCAAAGACUGAAGUUGAGAUUCUUGAGAAGGGUGGACCCUGUCCUGGCAGGUUCAGAGUUUAUAAAGAAGGCGACCAUGGCCUGCCUGAAUUUCCUUCUUAUUUUCAAGUGGCCAAAUAUUCGGUUUUUGAGAGGGUCAAACCCAAGGCUUUGUCUGUUUUGGAGCUGCAGAGUGCCAAAGGCCGAGCAGGCCAGCAGUAUCGUGUGUUGUGUUUAGUCUUGCGUGAAGCUGAGGCCGCUGUGGUUCAAGACAAGCUUGUGUUCUGCGUGACGUCUGAAGAUGCUGUGGAAGCAUAUCUGCAGCUGAUGAAGGAGAUGGAGACAGAGGGAUUCACAAAGACACACACACUUCCCCCUGAGGUUGAGCGCUUGGCAUCCUACAGCCUGCAGCAGCUGCUGUUGGAGGAGAAGCUGAACUGCAGCACAUUAUCACAGGAAGUCGGUGUCUUCGUGGAGCUGGUUUGGACUGAAGCUCUUGGGUCCCUUAAUAACAUCCUGACAGUCCCUGUCUCCAGACUCAGAAUCAGCCUCAAUGAUGUGAGCAGGGUGGAGGGAUUGUUACUGCAGGCACAAAAGACUGAGAAAGAGGAUGAAGUCAAAGCCCUGCUGGAGGAGGUCAACACUCUUCUACCCCUCAGAAUGAUCGACCCUCCUUCCAAACACAAGCUUGUGUCUCAGAAACUAGACCUUUGUCAGCUGAUCAGAGAUAUUGUAAAUGUCAGUGAGGCCACUCUGGGAAGCCCGUCGCCCUCGUCUCUGGGAAAGUAUCGAGCUCUGAGGUGCAGCAUUGAGGUUGUUCCACCACAAAACCCUGAGUUUCAUGUUGUCUCUCAACUGCUUCAGGACAGGCCUGUUCAGAUUCAGCAGAUACUGCGUGUCAGCAGAGGGGUGGAGCUUCAGUUGUUUAGAGAGGAUUUAGGCAACAUUAAACCCCUCCUCCACUCCACUAGUUCCAGCAGUUUUGUUGGAAUACUGUCACGAGGUCUGCUGCUGCCCAGGGUUGGAGUUGAACAGCAUGGGAUUGAGAGAACAGAUAUCGGGAAUCUUGGAGGAGGAAUCUACUUCAGUGACUCUCUGAAGACUAGUGUGAAAUACUCCAAGCCCAGUGUAACUGACGGCUCUCGGCUGCUGUUGGUGUGUGAAGUGGCGUUGGGUCGGUGUAAGGACCUGCUGAAGAAAGACACCACUUUGACUUGCGCUCCUGACGGCUUCCACAGUGUACAUGGAGUCCGCCGCUCUCCCAACAGACUCUCUGAAUUUGAGGAUGAUGAGUUUGUCGUCUAUAACACAGACCAGAUCAGAAUGAAGUAUGUGGUUCAGUACAGUCUGGAGGGGGACGAGUUAAAAGAGUUCCAGCCUCAAAUCAACACCUUUGUGGAGCUCUCACAUCUCACGGACACAACGACUGAUGUCUUGUCCAGUGAUGACAGUGAGGGUUUGGAGUCCACUAAGAAUCCUCUAGAGGAGAUGAACGCAGGUUUGCUGGACAGCAGUGGUCAGAAACUUCCUCUACAGGCUGUCAAUGUGAAGUGCAAGCUGAUGGACCUGCUGUGUCAGGUCAUCAUUUUUCAGACCUACACAAACCAGAGUGCUGUUCCCAUUGAAGCAAAGUAUGUCUUUCCACUGGAGGAGACGGCAGCAGUGUGUGGAUUUGAAGCCUUUAUCAAUGGAAAACACGUCAUUGGAAAGGUAAAGGAAAAAGAGCAGGCUCGUAAGGAGUACAAGCAAGCCAUAGAGAAAGGCCAUGGAGCCUACCUGAUGGACCAGGAUGCACCUGAUGUAUUUACUAUCAGUGUGGGGAAUCUUCCUCCUGGAGCCACAGUUUUGAUCAAAGUGACGUUCUUCACUGAGCUGCUGGUCAGAUCAGGCUCUAUAAUCUUCUCACUGUCUGGCAGCGUGGCACCAUGGCAACAGAGCGCCGCCCUUAAUCAGACAACUCAGGCAACUGUUGAAAAGAUUGGUGUGACGGAGCUUCAGUCAGAGGGAGAGUUCUCUCUGUCUAUGUCCAUUGAAAUGCCUUAUGAGAUCAUCGACUUGAGCUCUUCACACCGCAUCAAAACCAAGAGGACAGACUGUAAGGCAGUGAUCAGCACAUUACCGGGACAGACUCUGGGAUCUGAAGGGUUACAGGUGUCCUUCAGUCUUUCUAAUAUCCACAUGCCCAGGAUGUGGGUCGAGAACCAUCCGGAUAAAGAUAGUCAGGCCUGCAUGCUGGUGUUUUAUCCAGACUUUAAGUCAAGCGGGGUGUCCAGCUCUGGAGGUCCGUCCAGUGUGAGCGAUGUGGUCAUUCUACUGGACUCCUCCAAGUCCAUGCGGGGAGACUCCAUGCUAAACGCCCGCAGGAUUGCCCUUCAAGUCCUCAAAUCUCUGGACCGCUCACUGAAGAUCAACAUCAUCUCUUUCAGCACUGAUUACAAGGAAGCUUACCAUACACAAUAACAUUUACAUUAGGCAUCUGAAGCAGCCAGAAAAUUUAUUAUGUCGUGUAGCGGCUCUGGUGGCAGCACUGAUCUGUGGCGGCCUCUCCGGAUCCUGAGUCUGCUGCCUCCCUGCCGGGGCGUGAGGAACAUCCUGCUGCUCUCUGAUGGACAUGUUCAGAACCAGCCUCUGACCCUACAGCUGGUCCAAGAAAACUCCUGCCACACGCGCCUCUUCACCUGCGGACUCAGCGUGACAGCUAAUCGUCAUAUGCUCAGAGCUUUGGCUCAGGCAGGUGGAGGAACAUAUGAAUUUUUUGACACAAAGAUGAAACACACUUGGACAGAGAAGGUGCGCGCUCAGGUUCAGCGUAUGGAGUCUCCAGGCUGCAGAUCAGUGGCAGUGAAGUGGCAGCAGUUUAGUCCCACAGCGCCCCCUCCUGUUCAAGCCCCUUCACAGCUUCACGCUCUCUUCAGUGACUGUCACUCUCUGGUGUACGGCUUUGUGCCACACUGCACUCAGGCCACACUGUUUGGUGAUUUGAGUGGACAAGAGAUCAAAACAAUGGUUUCCACCACAGAACUACAAAAGACAAAGGGAACUCUCCUUCACAAGUUAACAGCAAGAGCGAUCAUCAGAGACUAUGAAGAUGGCAUUCUAAGCAACAGUGAGGCAGAACACGAGGGGAAGAAAGCAGAGCUGAAGUCCUACAUCAUUGAGCUCAGUAAAGAGUUCUCCAUCUUGUCCCAGUUCACAAGUUUUGUCGCCAUUGAAGAGAGGGAACAGAAUGAGCUUGACACUGGAUUCACAGAUAUUCCUAAAAUCAUAUCAGAGGAGGAUGUAGAUAUUUUGCCAUAUAUGGACUGGACUGAAGAGAAGCUGAAGACUGUGCAUAUUAUUGGUGCUGAAGAUGAUAUAUCGAUGGAUUUAGAGCGAUGCAGCAGUAGCUCCACAUCUGAAGAACCCCUGGGUUCUGCUCGUGAAGCAGACGAUUUUGAUGAUGAUGAUUUAGAGCAUGACUAUGAAUCUUUUAAUGAUUUUACAGAACAAGCAUCAGCAGCUAGCCAUGCUUUUCCUCGCUCCAGAAGCCUCUGGCGUCCUUCACGUUUUGAAGAUAGCUCUGACACCUUCAGUGGCUAUCUGAAAUCUAAACCUGUUGUAACACAUCCCCGUGACCUUUCCAUCAAGCAUCGUGAAUUAAAGAAUGCUCCCAGACCCUUUUUUCUACAGAAAGAGUCAGUAGAACUUCUCACCAUGGCUAACAGACUUUCUCCCUCUUCUCCUUUUGGUGGUGCCUCCAUGAGUGUCAGACUUCCCUCUCCAGAUGCCUCCCAGGUUACAGCCUCAAUGCCUCCUCUCCAUGACCUCCAUGACCUCCUUGACUCUGCAGCAAUGGCAUCUGUCCCCUUAAAUUACAGCCUCUGUUCCCUGAUUCCCAUAGGUGCCUCAGCGGAUGCUCUUCAUCCUCAACGUCAUCGUCGUCAUCUCCAUCAUGAGUUAAUGGAACCUCUCUCCAUGGGUCUCCCUCCCCCUGCUACCCAGCUUUCCUCUGCCACAGAGUUCGCCACUGGCCUUUUUGCCUCAUCUCCUCCUGUCUAUGCAGAUCUUUCUCAUCCUCCUCCUCUUGCAUAUCACCAAUUUAUGUCCAUGACUCCCAGCCCUGCUCCUCCUCCAACUCUUUUUGGCAGUGUGGACACAUCUUUUUCCAGGAGGUGCAGGGCUGCUGAUCAACCCGCAAGGUCUGAACCACUCUCUUUCCUUCAGUCUGGUGGCUUUGGUGGUUUGCUCCAACAAUCGAAUGAGUCUUUGGGUUUUGGUUCCUCAGACUCUGGACUCUUUGGAGCAUCUCGGCAGAGUCUAGACACUUCUGCAUUUACUACACACAGCUACACACAACUUACAGUUCCCAAGUAUGCUGUUGGCGUGUCAAAUGCGGUUGCACACGGUGUCACUACUGGUGUCCUGCAAAAGACAACUGAGCCUGAACAGUAUAGUUGCCCUGUGUUUUAUGCACCUACCAAAGUCAUUCAUAAGCAUGGGAGGAGCAUGGCUCUGUCACUUCAGGGAAAACAAAUAAGAAGACCUCACACAGUGGCCUGGAAUGAGCUGUUUGAACUUCAGCAUGAGGAUGGAUACUGGGAGUGCACUGACAGGCUGAGCAGCUUCCUCAACCUGGACGUAGACUUUUUUGCCAAUGUCUUCCUAAAAGAGAAAGGCAUCCGUUCUUUUGGUGUGAAGGCUCAUGCUGACAUUCUGAGGCUGGUGGCGACUCUGCUGGUGCUGCAGCUGAUCCGGGUGAAGAAGCUGGCAGUGGGACAGCUGCUCGAGUCUCUCCUCCGGCUGAAAGAGUCCCAGGAGCCCAGACCGAUGUACUGGGAAGCAGUGAAGAGGGCCGUGGACUGGGCCUGCCGGGCAGACAGACAGUAUCCGUGUGUGUGCAGCAGGCUGGAGAUCGGCUGGGAUUGGGAAUCAUCUACACGUCAACUACUGGGCUGUGAUUCUCCACACCCAUAUUCCCCACUCAAACCUGUUCUGGAGAGACGUACGGGUGUAUCAGUCAUGUAGAAACUGGACAGACACUUCCCUCUUCAUUGACAGUUGCUGCUUCACUUGCUGUUUGCCUAAUAUUACUUGCUUAAUAAAUGUCUUUAUGAAACUUUGAGCUUUAUAGUAAUCUCAAAAAUAUAUUUGGACACCUGUGCUUCGUAAGAUGCUUGGAUUUCAUUGCAUUUAAAAUAAAAUAUGAAAACAAGUGCCCUUUUUGCUAACCUUUUCUUUUCAGAACUAAACAUUUGUAAUCAGUGUUGGGCUAGUUACUCAAAGAAUGUUACUCAUUACUAGUUACUCCUUUUAAAAGUAAUAUUGUUACUUUACUUAUUACUUUCUGGCAACAGUUAUUAGUUACACUACUAGUUAUGUUACUUUUUCUUUAUGCCCCACAGAAGUUGUAACUGUGUAUCUUCUACAUAAAAUGCUUCUAGAAUGUUA
Molecule: messenger RNA, 5968 nt
Organism: Cyprinus carpio (common carp)
Lineage: Eukaryota; Metazoa; Chordata; Actinopteri; Cypriniformes; Cyprinidae
Product: protein mono-ADP-ribosyltransferase PARP4-like
Molecular function (GO): NAD+ poly-ADP-ribosyltransferase activity
Source: RefSeq, a predicted model, not a curated record